GAGAGGAAAUCCACCUUGACGCCGGCGAGGUUCAUUUUGGAUUCGCAGGGGAUUGGGUUGCUCCUCCCAUGCAGUCCACCCUACUGUCAGCGCUCAUACUCAUUUCCCCCCUACUGCCAACGUCAACAGGGAAAGAAGAAAGAGUACCACCCGUGUCCUUCACUCGAUCAGGUGCCCACCGACGACCACGAUGUGCAGAUCGGCGAACCCCUCGCGUGGAGCUCUCUCUUCACCGACAUGUAGUUCCUUGACACCUCCAUCCAUGCCGCAGGUUGCUCUUCCGUUGCAGGGCACUUGGGUCGUCGGUACAGUACCCAAAAACCAGUGAACUGCGCCCGAGCUUCCGUCCACUGCCUGCAGCUCAUUUGGUUCAAGUUUCACGUGUGCGUGGCCAUGGAUGUGCAGUACGGCAGUGCACAUCGUGCAGCUCGCCCUCUGCGCAGUCCACACAAAAAAGGCUCGGGCACCAAUUUGUGUGGCUGGCUAACGCAUCGCUAUGAGCGACCGGUUCACUUCUUUUUAAUGGGAUGGGAGGCGCAUUUCACUUAUAUAUUUUGUGCAGCUCGGCCCAGAGCAACAUGCGGCUCUAUCGGCGGCGGCUUGCAGUUCCGACCACGAGCCCAUGCAGUACGCUGACGCCCUCCAUGUUCCCCAUCUCCACUUGCAGUCCAGUCACUGGAUGCGUGAAGAACGUUUCACUGGAUGCGUCUAAAAUGUCAUAGUGUUGAUGCAAAUGACAGAUCUUUGCUGAUUUUACAAACCUGUUUGGCAGGAUUUGGUAAAUUGAUUAGACCAAGGGAAUUUGUUUGAAGGUUUCAUUGUGUGAGUUACUAAGCUAUAUAAUGGAUAACAUGGUUAUUAUUUUAAUAGUAACUUUAGCUGACCACCGCAUACAGAAUGAAAAUGGAGCUAGUUAGUAGCCUGUAAGGCAUAUGGAGAUGAUACUAUUGGUUUCUUUAAUUUCCGUAUUAUUCUAUGAACACAGAGCAAUUAUGAUAUGUUGUGACCCUUUGAAUUAGAAUUAGAGUUAAUUACACCUGGGGUACAUAAACUUUCGCGGCGGUAACGGAUUCAUACACAAACAAAAAAAACCCAUAAAAGUCAUACAUUAACUCUGAUGUGGAUUCGUUUAGCUACAAAACGCAUGCAAAGUGGACAGAUGGGCUGCCACGCACGCAAUGGGGUCGGCCGUGUAUGCAUUUGUAUCUUUGCAGUUACCCCCCUCAGUUUACUGAGAUUUAACCCGUGGCCAUUCUUUCUGUAUCCCAAUCUCCUUCAAAUCCCUAGCUGCGAAGGUGACGCGGCCGGCCCGGUCGUGCACCAUGGAGAGACGACGCGGUCGUGCGCCAUGGAGAGGUGUUGGGAACAACGUCUUCAACCAAGUCGGCGGCUCUGUCAACGGCGGCUUGGACCAAACCGACGGCGGCUCUAUCAACCAAGGCGGCGGCGGCGGCUCUGGCACCGGAUGCGACAUGGAUGGCGAGUGGAUAGUCACAUCAGAGCUUAGUUUUGUCUCCAAAAAAGCGAUGAAGGGGGCAUGCGGAAUUAGGGUUUCCAAUGAAGGAUUUGGUGCGGCUGAAUGUGGGUGCAAAUUGACGCCAGUUAUUAGGGUUUGCAAUGAAGGAUUUGAUGCAGGCCGACGAUUUCUGAGUUGUCCAUACGAGGGGUUAAACUCCUGUGGGUAUUUGAGGUGGAUGGAUGAUGCAUGGCAGGGCAGAUCAAGGGUGGUAAUUGGAAAGCUUGCAAAUGACAAGCAGAAGCUACAAAAUGCUUUGCUUGACAAGGAACAAGACAUUCAGAGGAUGAAGAAAGAGAGGAAUAAAUUAGAUGGGCAGAGAAAAAGUAGGGAAAAAUUAGAUUUGUUUCUAGUACUUGUUGUUCUUGCAAGUGUAGUGAUUUAUGCUCUAGUUGUAUUGGUUAGUAGGGGAUUUGUGUGAGGAUUUCAAGUAUGUGUGACUGUAUGAUGAACAAGUUUGUCAAGUUUGAAAAUUUUCAUGCCCAGUUA
This is a messenger RNA of Triticum aestivum (bread wheat), 2005 nucleotides long. RefSeq lists its product as uncharacterized. The record is from RefSeq and is a predicted model, not a curated record. Gene Ontology annotation, molecular function: zinc ion binding. Lineage: Eukaryota; Viridiplantae; Streptophyta; Magnoliopsida; Poales; Poaceae.